Molecule: messenger RNA, 332 nt
Organism: Rhagoletis zephyria (snowberry fruit fly)
Lineage: Eukaryota; Metazoa; Arthropoda; Insecta; Diptera; Tephritidae
Gene: ITP
Product: ion transport peptide
Biological process (GO): circadian rhythm
Source: RefSeq, a predicted model, not a curated record
AUAUCCAAAUUUUUUAUUUAAUUUCAGAUGUGUUCCCGCAACAUUAAGAUCUCGGUGGUGCUGUUUCUUGUCUUGAUUCCACUUAUCACAGCCUUGCCACACAACAAUCACAAUUUGUCAAAACGAAGCAAUUUCUUCGAUUUAGAGUGCAAAGGUAUUUUCAACAAAACAAUGUUCUUUCGCUUGGAUCGCAUUUGUGAAGACUGCUAUCAACUCUUCCGCGAAACGAGUAUACACCGACUAUGCAAGUAAGUUGUCGCUGCAAGUGUUAGUUUGUACAUAUGUAUGUAAUUGUCUCAUAAUAUAACACGGUGGUAAACCAUGAAGGUAAA